UUUACGUAUAUGAUUUUCAUGAAGGAAUAACGAAGUAGAACAACAAGAAGAGAGAGAGAAACAAUGGAGAAUGAACAAUUGUCCUCAAGGAGGCCAUCAAUAGGGUUUCCUCUUGGUUUAGCCCUUCUUUUGGUCUUUUUAUUUUGCAUAAGUGCUCUUCUUCUUUGCUAUUUCAACUGGAACAAGCGUCGGAAUCUUAUCUUUGGAUCAUCCGAUCAAAACUGGGACGCCGACGAUGAUGAUAUUGAAUCAGAUGUCGUCGAUCAUUCAUCGGAGCUUCGAGAUUCAUCUACUAUAAUGACGCCAAAAGAUAAAAUUGUAGGGCAAAGCCUGCUGGUUCUGAUGGCAGGAGAUAAGAUCCCAAGGUUCAUAGCAAUGGCUUGUCCAUGUGAGCCACCGAGAACGAAGAAGAUAGCCAUAACAUUAUCGAAACCUCCGCCUCUUUCAGUGCCAUUUCACUAUUCGUAAAAG
Molecule: messenger RNA, 471 nt
Organism: Hibiscus syriacus
Lineage: Eukaryota; Viridiplantae; Streptophyta; Magnoliopsida; Malvales; Malvaceae
Exons: 2
Coding region: 64-468 (134 amino acids)
Source: RefSeq, a predicted model, not a curated record